Messenger RNA from Doryrhamphus excisus (bluestripe pipefish), 4955 nucleotides. RefSeq lists its product as uncharacterized. The record is from RefSeq and is a predicted model, not a curated record. NCBI's taxonomy places the organism in Eukaryota, Metazoa, Chordata, Actinopteri, Syngnathiformes, Syngnathidae. Gene Ontology annotation, molecular function: RNA polymerase II cis-regulatory region sequence-specific DNA binding; DNA-binding transcription factor activity, RNA polymerase II-specific. Gene Ontology annotation, biological process: regulation of transcription by RNA polymerase II. Gene Ontology annotation, cellular component: nucleus.
CUGCAGGAGUCUUCUCUCUCUCUCUCUCUCUCUCUUUCUUCAACUUUCUUCAACUGGAAUUUUUUAAUUUGCUUUUCUUGGAUGCGUUUGAGGAACAAAACAACAACAACAACAAAAAGAACAAAAUAGAGUCGACCGAUGCACCCCCUCGCUCAUUGUGAAUCAUGUCACGCCGGAAGCAGAAGAGACCCCAGCAUCUCAUUAAUGCCGAUCCAGGGGGCCCGGGGGUGCUAACUCACGAUGAGCAUGUGGCCAUGAAGUCACCAUCCACCUCACUUGGCUCAGAAGUCACUUCCUCUGGGUCUUCCUCGCCUUCCCCGACCUCGCUCCAAGACUGCCAGCCGCCCCUGGCCCCCCGCCCGUCCCCCGGUGGGCUCCACGCGCCCUCCUUGCCCAACGAGAGCUCACCCCCUCCGCACUGGCCCAACCACAUCGCCCCCUUUGCCACCUCCCUCCCAAACACUCACUCCUCCCUCUCCCCGGACUUUCCUCACCCCUCCUUGUCCUCCCAGACUCACUCGCCUCCCCUUCUGGGAAAGACCUCCGGCCCACAAACACUGUCACACCAAGGGAAUUCUCACUCCACCAUGACCUCUCCUACAAUGGGCAGCUCGGCCACUACCACUACCUCGUCCUCGUCCUUUCAGUGUGUGCCCACACAGUGUGACAGUGACAGCUCGGGUCAGCACCAGGCCUCCAACUCAUUGGGUGACCAGUUGCCGGUUCCCCCUACCCUGGCUGUGCUCCUGGAGGAGCUUCGGGUUCUACAGCAGCGCCAGAUACACCAGAUGCAGAUUACUGAGGAAAUCUGCAGGCAUGUUCUAAGGCUUGGAGGUGCGGUGUUUGGCCAGGAUGCUAACACACAAGUUAGCGGCGCUGAGAGCAACCAGAAGCCCGGUGGAGGAGCUUCGUCCCCACCGGCACAGUCAUCUACUGUCACACCUGUCACCACAGCACCAUCGCUUUUAACCGGUAUUCCAUCAACACUCUUUCCGCAGUUGCCGCUUUCCAAGCAAGGCACUCUACAGGUAAACGGCAGCAGAACGCCAUUGUCCUCCACCUCCUCGGUGUCAUCCAUCUCCUCCACCAUGCCAAGCUCGUCUGUGGCCUCCCUUCACCCCCUGUCUUUGUCCUUGGGGCUACCACCACGCUACCUCCACGAGAAGUCCUCCAACAGCUCCUUAUUUGCUCACACAAACGGCAUUAGCUUCCCCACGCCGCUCGUUCCCACCACCAGCCAUUCGCAGGACCUCCCUCCUCCUUCUGCCUCUCUGGGCUCCACGUCAGGACGCCCGCAGCACGUGUGCCGUUUCUGCGGGAAGGUCCUGAGCAGCGACUCGUCACUGCAGAUCCAUCUGAGGUCGCACACAGGCGAGCGACCCUACCAGUGUCCCGUGUGCCUGAGCCGCUUCACCACAAGAGGAAACCUCAAAGCUCACUUCCUUCGACAUCGGGAGCAGAAUCCAGAGCUUUCGCUUUCCCUGUUGCCUCCAGCACUGUCAGAGCAGACGCAGAGUGCCUCAGCCUCCGGGACAAUCCACAGAAGGCGGAAAAGGCGAGCCGAUGAUGAUGAGUCCUUUAACGGGGUCAAGGGAAGCAUUCCCGGGGUGACAGAGAACAUGGCUCUGGGUUUCCUGUCUGGUGCGUCGACUCAUCCCUCUGCUUCCUCUCUACCUUUGCCACCUACAGUAGAUAUGGCGUUGCUGUCCACUGCCCAUUCCCUGUUGCAGCUGAACCGGGCUUCAGUUGCUGCCAGCGCACCAAGCCCCGUGCUGCCGUCUUCCUCUUCCUCCGUGGGAAGUCAGUAUAAGGGAGCAAAGCAGCAGCGCUUUGACGAGAACACUCCCCCCCACUCUGCGCUCCACACAGCCACCUCAUACUCCCAGCUGGCUCAGCUUCCCAAAAUUCUCUUCCCUGGAGGAACAUCCCCGCACCACCUGGCGCUCCUGCGGCCAUCAAGCCACCCGUCCAGCUCCCACCUCACUUCACCGCAUCAGCUUCCCUUCCAUUUUUCUCCUUUCCCAAAACCGUCCACCACUUCUCCGUCCUCCUCUCCUGCCACAUCCACUCAGACGUCAGACACCUCCAAGCUGCAGCGGCUGGUCCAGAAACUUGAGAAGCAGCCACAAGGAGCGGCGUUGUCUUCUUCAUCUGCCCCAUCUUCCUCUACCUCUUCACUUACCCUUGCGGAGGCCAACGGAGAUACGAACGGUCAUGACCUCAGCACCGCCUCCAGUGCUUAUCGCAGGGAAAUGUUAGCUGCUCUGGGUCUUAGUCCAAACACUGGAGGUCUAGCAAGUGGCCAAGGGGUUUCAGGAGCUAACUCCACCACCACCGCCGCCACCUCAUCUCUUCCCGCUGCUCAGGCAGCCAAUCAGUGUGGAGUGUGCCUGCGUGUACUCAGCUGCCCCCGAGCCCUGCGUUUGCACCAGGCGACCCAUCUGGGAGAGCGACCCUUCCCUUGUAAGCUCUGUGGUCGCUCCUUCUCCACCAAGGGCAGCCUCAGAGCCCACCUGGCCACUCAUCGGGCAAGGCCACCCAAUUCCCGGGCGCUGAACUCCUGCCCCUUGUGUCCACGCAAGUUCACCAAUGCCUUAGUUCUUCAGCACCACAUCCGCCUGCACCUUGGAGGGCAAAUCCCCCCCGAUGAAGACAUGCCAGCAGAAGACAAUGCAGAAACAGAGAAUGCCAUAUUUGAUGAUGCGGAGAAUGACUCCCCAUCGAAAGUUGAACAACUCCUGCCCCUGGCUCUUACAAAACCACCUCCUUCUAAGAUAUCUUCUGAGGUGAAAAUAGAGGAAUCUGAGGGUUCCACACCCAGCGUUAGCCCGCCUCCGACCCAAAGUACACACUCUGUGGAAGCCGAGGAGUCUCUGGAUAUGAGAGACAACAACCUAGAUGGCGGUAGCUCCUUGAACAACUCCACAUUCCUGCAAGAGGAGGCCCCCCAAGCUGACCUGGGCAGCCCCCUCAAAGCAGCCUUGACUAGCUCCCAUUCAGCUGCAGUGAAUGGUAUAGACACCCCUCUCUCCUUGUGUGUUUCUAAGCCUGAGGCACAAACGAACACGCACGAUGCCGACAGUCCAGUGCCAGCGCUAAAUCCCUCACCUGCACCCACCAGUCCUUCCAGCCCGGGGCCUACUUGUGCUGCGCAGGAGGUUGACGGAAGCGUCCUGAAGGGACUAGGAGCGCAAGAUGUCGUCCGAAGUCAAGGAGAAGGUGAAAAGAACACAUCCACAGAAGACCCAGAGAAGGAGACGUCAGACAACGCGGAGCUCCCUGCUGCGGCACCUGGACCACAUUCCCAACACCCUCGCUUGGAUAAACCCUACAGCUGUUCCCAAUGCGGGAAGGCGUAUGCCAGCCGUAGUGGACUUAAGGGUCACAUGAAAACUCACCCCAGUGCCUACGUCAAGGGUCAAACCAAUGAGAGCAACUUUUCCGAGGAUCAUAGUUCCAAGAUCCUGGAAGGGAAGCAAGGCAGCAGCGAUGCAGAAGCAGGUGUUGGUUGCGAAGAAGCCGGUGAGCAACUGGACACGAACGCUUAGGGAAGAAGAUAGUUUAGUCUUCUGGAAAUUGAACAGUUGUUGUUAGAUGACUGUUCAUAGAGAUAGCUUAUGUUGUAGGAGUUGUUUGAAUGUAGAAAUCGACUUCUUAUAGUCUUUUUUUUUUGUACUUCAAAGCUCACAGUGAGGCCUUAUGUUCUACACCAUUCCUUCCAAUGUUUGCGGUGAUAAUUCGGGGUGUAACGGUACAUCGUAAAAACGUCAUAAUGUUAUGGUUUGGGUUGGUUCACAUUUUGGACACCCCUUUCAAAAAUAAUGAUUUUGAACUAUCUGAAUGAUUAUUGGGCGGCACGGUGGUCGAGUGGUUAGCGUGCAGACCUCACAGCUAGGAGACCAGGGUUCAAUUCCACCCUCGGCUAUCUCUUAUCUCAUUUUUAUGUCAUUUAAUAAUUCUAGCACAUUAAAUAAAUUCAUUUUUUAAAUAAAUGUGUGUGUCUCGAAGACUUUGAAAACCUUUGUGUGCCUUAAGCCUGGACAUAUACAUAUACAUUAUGCAGAAUUAAGGUUAAUUAAUCAUUAAUUAAUUAAUUUUAUAAAUAUAUUAAUAUGUUAAAAAUUAUUUUUAAAUGAUCAAAAUUACUGAAUUUUUAAGAAUAAAAAGAAUAGGAAGAGAAGGCUGCAUAGCAUGCAGUCCUCACAGCUAGGAGACCAGGGUUCGAUUCCCACCCUUGGCCAUCUCUGUGUGGAGUUUGCAUGUUCUCCCCGUGCAUGCGUGCGUUUUCUCCGGGUACUCCGGUUUCCUCCCACAUUCCAAAAACAUGCUAGGUUAAUUGGCGACUCCAAAUUGUCCAUAGGUAUGAAUGUGAGUGUGAAUGGUUGUUUGUCUAUAUGUGCCCUGUGAUUGGCUGGCCACCAGUCCAGGGUGUACCCCGCCUUUUGUUUGCCUCUGCGCCGAAUGCCUUGCCUUUUAGUCCCCGGGCCUUCGGUUCUGUAGUGAAAAAUCCAAUUCCAAAUACAUGCACCGUUACACCCCUAUUAAUCACAAAGCCUCCAUACCAAAACAGGCCAUUUUUUUUCUAAUGGUCCACAUUUGUAAAUAUGACUUUUAUUCUUCUUUUAAAGUGUUACUUAUUUGUUGUAUUUGUGCUGCUGCUGACUGCACUGCGCCGGAGGAACAUCUCCUGCCAUGCUAGCAAUGUUGACCACGAUGGCGAUGAAUGUGUAGCCACAAAUGACUUGACUUUUGACGACCGUCAAAGGGAACCUGCAGCGGUGGCUCGAAGGAACGAAGAGCAACCGCUGCAUUAGCAUCCGCCCAGGCCCCCCCAAUUUUCUCCUUUCAAAGCACUCGUGCAGAAGUUACCACUGCAUUCAUGCUUAGUGGAACAUUUUUGCUGUUGUAGCGAUGCCGCCAAGUUUGAGCCUUGUUGUAAAAAAUUUAAUAAAACA